GUUUUUUGGCAAGGCAAUUGGGCAAGCUAUGGAUUUGCAGCCUUUCACGCUCUCUUUCUUAUCUUGCUUUAUCCACGCAAGUGGUGACUUUGCCAAUCGGCACUAGGGCACAGUUGGCCCUCGGUGCCUUGCGUGCCAUGGGCGCACAGCCGUUCGAGCUGUUUGUGCGAACGCCGGCCGAGAUUGUUUUGCAAUUGGAGGUGCAGCCGACCGACACCGUGGAAGAAGUGAAGGCCAGAAUUGCGACUCUUGAGGGCACGCCAGUGGAGCGGCAGAGGCUGAUGCGGCAAGGUGCUCCGCUGACCAACACCCGCAGUCUGCAGGCUUGCGGCGUGGCAUCCGGGAGUGUCCUCCUUUUGGUGCCGCGGCUUGGAGAAUUGGGGCAGCGCAGCUGUGCUCCGCGCCUCCCGGAGCCCAAGCCAGCGUCUGGCAUCCCGAGACCACGCGUCCCACUAGUCUGUACGGACAUUGCGCGGCCCUUCCCCAUGAGCCUGGAGUUCGUGAGCGUGGCCGAGUAUCAAUGCUUCAUGCUCGCGCUUCAGCGCCAGGUCGGGCGAAAAUCGCUGACGUCGAGCAUCGCCAAAGUCGCGGAGGCCGACGAGAAGGCACCCUUCCUGGAGAUCCUGUUGCCCGACAUGCGACCUCCCGUCCAGACUCGGGUGACCUUUGACGAAGAGACAGAAGUACUGCUCAUCGACACCGUUGGAGAUAUCCUGAUGGACAAUGCCCAGUAUCGUGUGCUGCUGCACCUGAAAGAGGAGCAGAAGUUCGCGCUGCUGGUAACGGGCAUCCGCCCUCAUCAGUGAGGCGCCUCGAGUUUCACCCAAGCUGAACGGCGACUCGUGCCGCUUGCGCCGCUCAGAAGCCCCGCUUGCGCCGCUUGUGC
Messenger RNA from Effrenium voratum, 886 nucleotides. Lineage: Eukaryota; Dinophyceae; Suessiales; Symbiodiniaceae. The record is from the annotation of a GenBank genome assembly.